Molecule: messenger RNA, 2804 nt
Organism: Piliocolobus tephrosceles (Ugandan red Colobus)
Lineage: Eukaryota; Metazoa; Chordata; Mammalia; Primates; Cercopithecidae
Gene: ENOX1
Product: ecto-NOX disulfide-thiol exchanger 1
Exons: 18
Coding region: 664-2595 (643 amino acids)
Biological process (GO): ultradian rhythm
Cellular component (GO): plasma membrane; external side of plasma membrane
Molecular function (GO): NADH dehydrogenase activity; RNA binding; protein disulfide isomerase activity
Source: RefSeq, a predicted model, not a curated record
ACACUCGCAGGCGCGCGUGCGCACGCCCGCGCGCCUCCAGCCGCGGAGUCUCCAGCGCCCCUCAGCAGAUCCCCGCUCUCCCGGGCGCCGCUACUCACACAGGCUUCCAGCCGCCACGGGGUGUCCUCUGUCUGCUGCAGUGGCGGCGGUGGCGGAGGGAAAGGCGACUGCAGCCCGGCCGCGUCUCCCAGCUCCGUGCCCGGGACAGAGUCCGGGAGAAGCAAAGAAGGAGGAGGACGCCGAGGCUAGGAGGAGCCGCGCCGCGCCCGGCGCCCCACUCCGCGCGGCGGUUGCCUCCGCUCUCCAUACGGCGGCCCCAGGUCCUUUGCUGCCAGCAUGAUAUCAUAUUUAUAAUAUGUGGAGGAGAGAGAGCUCACCAUGCUCAGUUUGAGAAGUUGCAGUAUGUCUGUACACACACCCUGUAUUCUACAUUGAAGUUCACAAGAAGCCUCUGGUAUGUCAGAACCACGCUAUCUUCCAUGGGACUUCCUUUGUGAAGAGCAUCCAUUUAAAAGACUUUUAUGAAUACAUGGUUUCAAUCAAGUCCCCAAAGAACACAUUUAUCUUCUGAACUGCUGGCAGUUUUAAGAAUCUGAUGACCUCCAAGGGGUCCCUGCACUCAGCCAUCAAAGUGCUCCUGCCCCGCUGGACGCUCACAAUUCAAUGGUAGAUGCAGGUGGAGGUGAGAACAUCACCCAGCUUCCCCAGGAGCUUCCUCAGAUGAUGGCUGCAGCAGCUGAUGGUUUGGGGAGUAUAGCAAUAGACACGACCCAGCUCAACAUGUCCGUGACAGAUCCCACAGCCUGGGCUACAGCCAUGAAUAACCUGGGCAUGGUUCCCGUGGGGUUGCCUGGACAGCAGCUCGUGUCUGACUCAAUCUGUGUCCCAGGCUUUGAUCCAAGCCUCAACAUGAUGACUGGAAUCACCCCCAUUAACCCAAUGAUCCCAGGCCUUGGACUGGUACCUCCCCCACCACCAACAGAAGUGGCUGUUGUCAAAGAAAUCAUCCACUGCAAAAGCUGUACUCUUUUUCCUCAAAAUCCAAAUCUUCCGCCUCCUUCCACAAGAGAACGACCUCCUGGGUGUAAGACUGUGUUUGUCGGAGGAUUACCGGAAAAUGCUACUGAGGAAAUUAUUCAAGAAGUCUUUGAGCAGUGCGGUGAUAUUACAGCAAUUCGGAAAAGCAAGAAGAAUUUUUGUCACAUUCGCUUUGCAGAGGAAUUCAUGGUUGAUAAAGCCAUUUACCUUUCUGGUUACAGGAUGCGAUUAGGGUCUAGCACCGACAAAAAGGAUUCAGGCCGCCUUCAUGUGGACUUUGCCCAGGCCAGGGAUGACUUCUAUGAGUGGGAAUGCAAGCAGAGGAUGCGUGCCCGGGAGGAGCGGCACCGGCGCAAGCUGGAGGAGGACCGGCUCCGGCCCCCAUCCCCGCCCGCCAUAAUGCACUACUCAGAGCACGAAGCCGCUCUGCUAGCUGAAAAGCUGAAAGAUGAUAGCAAGUUUUCAGAGGCGAUCACAGUGCUGCUUUCCUGGAUUGAACGAGGGGAAGUGAAUCGGCGCUCUGCAAACCAGUUCUAUUCCAUGGUGCAGUCGGCCAACAGCCACGUCCGCCGGCUAAUGAAUGAAAAAGCCACACAUGAGCAGGAGAUGGAGGAAGCCAAGGAGAAUUUCAAAAAUGCCUUAACUGGGAUUCUCACUCAAUUUGAGCAGAUUGUGGCCGUUUUCAACGCUUCUACCAGACAAAAAGCUUGGGACCAUUUCUCGAAAGCCCAGCGCAAGAACAUAGACAUUUGGCGAAAGCAUUCUGAGGAGCUCCGGAAUGCCCAAAGUGAGCAGCUCAUGGGCAUCCGCCGCGAAGAAGAAAUGGAAAUGUCUGACGAUGAGAAUUGUGACAGCCCUACCAAAAAAAUGAGAGUCGAUGAAUCAGCUCUGGCUGCUCAGGCCUACGCUCUGAAAGAGGAGAAUGACAGUCUCCGCUGGCAGCUGGAUGCCUACAGGAAUGAGGUGGAGCUGCUGAAACAAGAAAAAGAACAGCUUUUCCGAACAGAAGAGAACCUCACCAAGGACCAGCAAUUGCAGUUCCUGCAGCAAACCAUGCAAGGCAUGCAGCAGCAAUUGCUAACUAUCCAGGAGGAGUUAAACAACAAAAAGUCAGAACUGGAACAAGCGAAGGAAGAGCAGUCCCAUACGCAAGCAUUAUUAAAAGUCCUGCAGGAACAAUUAAAAGGUACCAAGGAAUUGGUCGAGACCAAUGGCCACAGCCAUGAGGAUUCAAAUGAAAUCAAUGUGUUGACAGUUGCAUUAGUCAACCAAGACCGAGAGAAUAAUAUUGAGAAAAGAAGCCAAGGCUUAAAAUCAGAGAAAGAAGCUCUGCUAAUAGGUAUCAUAUCAACCUUUCUUCACGUCCAUCCUUUUGGAGCCAACAUAGAAUAUCUUUGGUCAUACAUGCAGCAGCUGGACUCCAAGAUAUCUGCAAAUGAAAUAGAAAUGCUUUUGAUGAGGCUGCCACGCAUGUUCAAACAGGAAUUCACAGGUGUGGGAGCCACGCUGGAAAAAAGAUGGAAGUUGUGUGCCUUUGAAGGAAUUAAAACUACCUAACUGUGAAGACCUAAACAUCUCUGGAAGUGAAACCAUGUGAACCUGGCCAGGGCUGUGCGAUGGGGGAGCAGGAGGUGUGGGGUUGGUCCAGCACGCAACCUUUGUGGAGCCGUCGAAGCCUGCCUUUAGUUAUAUCUGUGGCGUUCUCUUGUGAGUGGAAAUGUAAUUGUGUACCAGUUCCUUAAAAUAAACAAAGCUUAAUACUGUGA